AUGUACCUCCGCGCGGCCCACGCCGAACUCAACAUCCCAGCACUACGCCACUUUAUCAAACAGAACCCCCUGGGUCUUUUCGUCACCGCUGUCGCGUCGCCGAACUUCCCAACCAUCCAGUGCACGCAUCUCCCCUGGCUGAUCGACGUCCAGGAUGAGACAAGCGAGACCGAACUAGGCACUCUGCGCGGCCACAUGGCCAGAGCCAACCCUCACGCCAAAGCGUUGAUAGAGGCUGUUACUGCUGCCGCUGCAGGACCGCGGAAAUCAAACUCGGACUCUUCGGUGUCCGACGACCGUGACGGUUGUCUCCUCACUGACGAAGUCUCAAUAAUGUUCACCGGCCCAGCUCACCACUACGUCACACCCAAGUUCUACGUCGAAACGAAACCCAGCACGGGCAAAGUGGUCCCGACGUGGAACUACUCUGCGGUGCAGGUAUAUGGCAAGGCGAGGAUAUACUGUGACUCUGGAAGGAGGGGCGGGGACGGGGGUGGCGGUGGUGGUGGAAGUGGGACAGUCGGCGACGAUGAUCCCAAAACAUCAACCGCAACAACAACAACAACAACAACAACAAGCUCCUUUCUUCAAAAGCAGAUCAGUGAUCUUUCAGACCACGCCGAGACGAACUUUGUGAUGGGCAACGCCACCACGACCACCGGUAGGAAGAACAAGCCGUGGAGCGUGGACGACGCGCCAGAGAGGUACGUGGAGAUCCUCAAGAAGAACAUCAUCGGGAUCGAGGUGCAGAUCACGCGGCUGGAGGGCAAGUACAAGAUGAGCCAGGAACUGGUGGAGGGGGAUCGGGAGGGCGUGAUCAAGGGGUUCGAAGCCAUGGGGACGGAUGAGGCGCUGACGAUUGCCAGGACGGUGGAGGAAAGGGGCCGGCUGAAAGAUGACAAGGCUCAGGCGGCAAAGGCGAAUGCUGCUGCAUAG
Exophiala spinifera is the source of this 936-nucleotide messenger RNA. RefSeq lists its product as uncharacterized. The record is from RefSeq and is a predicted model, not a curated record. The transcript has a single exon. NCBI's taxonomy places the organism in Eukaryota, Fungi, Ascomycota, Eurotiomycetes, Chaetothyriales, Herpotrichiellaceae. Bases 1 to 936 code for a protein of 311 amino acids.